AGAGGUCCAUAGCACCCAGAAUAGCACCGUGACGUCAUUAAUCAGCUGUUUCAUCUCGGUCGAUAUCCGCUUGAUUUGUUUCGACGCGCAUUAUUAUUUCCCAUGGCCGAAUGGCAUGGUGGCAAGCACGGGGACGAAACACGGGGCGGAGCUGACGACAAAUUGGCCGCAUACUACUUACGCGCGUCUCGACACGUUUCUGUAUGGGAAGCUGUUAUGAAAUCGGAGCGGAGUGAAGCGCAUUUAAAUUCGAGGCCAUAGGACGACGAUAUUUGACCGCUUGAUAUCAGGGUCGAGAAGGAAAAAUGGGGCAAACGCUCAGCGAGCCGAUAACGAAGAAGAAGUCGGCCUGUUGUCGAGAUAGCAACUACCGGGUGGGCAGCUCCUGCAUGCAAGGAUGGCGUGUUAAGAUGGAAGAUUCGCACGUGCACAUACUUUCCUUACCCAGCGACCCGGGCACUGCGUUCUUCGCCGUGUACGAUGGACACGGAGGUGCGGCCAUGGCACAAUACGCUGGAAAGCAUCUUCACGAAUAUAUAAUCAAAAGGAGCGAGUACAAGGAGGGCGAUAUCGUGACUGGGAUACAGCAAGGUUUCCUAGAGCUGGACAAGGCGAUGCAGAAUAACGCUGCGCUUAGGGACGAACAUGCCGGCACGACCGUCAUCGCGAUUCUCAUCAAGGACAAUAUUCUGUACAGCGCUAACGCGGGUGACAGUAGAGCCGUGGCGUGUAUCAACGGCAGGGCGGUACCCCUCAGUCGAGACCACAAGCCUACGUUGAAGGAAGAGCGCAAGCGUAUCGAGGCGGCGGGCGGUUUUGUCGAAUACAAAAGGGUAAACGGCAAUCUGGCGCUGUCCCGUGCCCUCGGGGAUUUCAUAUUUAAGCGGAACGAUCAUAAAUCGGCGCAGGAACAAAUCGUGACCGCGUUUCCCGAGGUGCAACAAUUUACCGUCGACGAGGACUGGGAAUUCAUUGUUUUGGCGUGUGACGGCAUCUGGGACGUGAUGACCAGCGAGGAGGUGGUUCAAUUCGUGAGGCCGCGUUUAGCGCAUAAAAUCGGCAACGAGGAGACGUCGAAUUUCACGAUACAUCCCGAGGAGAUCUGCGAGGAACUUUUAAACUGUUGCCUGGCGCCGGACGCUCUCAUGGGCACCGGCUGCGACAACAUGACAGUGAUACUCGUGUGCUUUCUCCACGGUAAACCGUGUUCCCACUUAGCCUCGCGUUGCGAAAAACCGCCGCCGCCGGAUAUAGAUCUAUAACUGUUCUAGGCUCUAGCGACAUUUUAUCAUGUUUUACCUAAAUUAUUAUGGGCAUUUUACUUUCAUCCUCGUGAUUGGUACGUGACUUUUGAUAUAGAGAUGUUUGUUGUGCAAUAUAUUACGUAAUACACUGGCUCUAUUAUAUAAAGUGACGAGAGAAGCAGGCGUAUUUAUAAAAUACAUUGUAUUUAUAUAUUUUCAACCUU
Temnothorax curvispinosus is the source of this 1468-nucleotide messenger RNA. Its product is annotated as probable protein phosphatase 2C T23F11.1. NCBI's taxonomy places the organism in Eukaryota, Metazoa, Arthropoda, Insecta, Hymenoptera, Formicidae. Gene Ontology annotation, biological process: protein dephosphorylation. Bases 306 to 1262 code for a protein of 318 amino acids. The record is from RefSeq and is a predicted model, not a curated record. The transcript has 5 exons. Gene Ontology annotation, molecular function: protein serine/threonine phosphatase activity; cation binding.